Ooceraea biroi (clonal raider ant) is the source of this 10896-nucleotide messenger RNA. RefSeq names its product protocadherin-like wing polarity protein stan (gene stan). The record is from RefSeq and is a predicted model, not a curated record. Lineage: Eukaryota; Metazoa; Arthropoda; Insecta; Hymenoptera; Formicidae. Gene Ontology annotation, molecular function: G protein-coupled receptor activity; calcium ion binding. Gene Ontology annotation, cellular component: plasma membrane. Gene Ontology annotation, biological process: cell surface receptor signaling pathway; homophilic cell-cell adhesion; G protein-coupled receptor signaling pathway.
GGUGCAUCGCGCACAUCUUGCGCGGCGCGAAAUUCUGGCGAGUACGGAUUUUAUGGUUUCGCGGGCCAGAAAAAUAUGUAAUAGUUUGAUGCAAAGUGACAGUGACGAUAAGAGAGGGAUAUAGAUCGACGUGAUAGACCGACGACCCGGUGAAGAUGUGAUCGGAUCCCAGCGUCGACCUUGGCGGGACGAUGGGUCCUGACGCGAUUAUGUUCUGCAUCCGCAAGGGAUAAGUGAUUCGGAUAAUCAUGGGACGCGCAAGAAGAGAACAGCAGGAUCGAUUAGCGGAUUGACUUAGCCGCACCGUUAUGGCGAGGUGGCGAUGGGCGCUGCUGAUCCUAGCGAGCGUCUGGACGCUGAGCGACGGCUACCUGGCGGUGCUGCCGUCCAGCACGCCUGCCGGCACCGUCGUCUUCGAGGCUGGGGUGCCACAACUGGGUGGGCGUCGCAAGUACGAGGCGUCCAGCGAGCGCACCGCGUGGUUCGCGCGGAAACUCCUCAAGGUUCAUCCGCACACAGGACGCGUGACUCUGGCGAGGGCGUUGAGCUGUGAUGGGCUUCAGUAUCCGCGAAUCUUCACCUUCUACGUCGACUCGACGAGCUCCCGCCUCGGUAGACCCACCAUCGACUACUACAGUCUACCGCUAAGAAUCUUGAUCACCGGAUGCGGCGGAGAGGGUCGCGACCUGGCAGCUACGAGGGGCUGGAUGGCGGAAACUCUGGCUUCAUAUGCGAUGCCCAGUACCGACAGGUUCACUGAAGUAUGUCUUCGAACAUCUCAGUUGGUGGCAGCCCUUCGCGAUUUUUUGCCGCAAACAGCCUUAAAAGAGUGCGAGACUAGAUGGGGCGGGGUGGCGGAUCCCAGGUUUCUCGUGGAGGGUGCCGCCGGAGAUCUGGUCUCCGCCAGUGAGCAGUGUCUGGUAGACCCGCUGUGGAAGGUCUCGGUCAGCAUGAAUUUGCGUUGUGCUGGUGACUCGCGUCUGACCGAUGCUGAACACCGGUUGAAGAUCGUGUUCCACCAUCGUCAGUUGGAUGACACCGAUUUGGGUCGUCGAGUAAGACGAGAGCUAAAGAACCAGUCGCCAUAUUUUGAGCAACCACUCUACGUCGCCGCGGUGGAAGAAGAGAAAGAACCAGGAGUAUACGUGACCUCGGUGAGAGCCAGGGACCCUGAAAACGGCGCUGUACGAUAUUCGAUGAGCUCGCUGAUCGACGCAAGGUCGCAGGCGCUGUUGGCCCUUGACCCGGUCACUGGAAGAGUGACCACCCGUGCGAGAUUGGAUAGGGAGAACGUUGACGUGCACUACUUUCGGGUGCUGGCAGUAGACGACUCAUUUCCUCCGCGUACUGGUACAACAACUCUUCAAGUUAACGUGCUAGAUGCGAAUGAUCACGCACCCAGCUUCGAGUGGCCAGAAUACGACGCGUCAGUGCGCGAGGGUGUCCCCGUGGGCUCUACGGUGAUCACGGUUAAGGCAACAGAUCAAGACACCGGUAGGAACGCCGAAGUAGAAUACUCCAUCGUAUCUACCACGGCGGGUGGCGGUACCAUGCCAACAGAGGACGCGGCGAUCUUCAGGAUCGACCCCAGAUCCGGCGUAGUAACCACGCGAACGGCGCUGGACCGCGAACAAACUGAGGUGUACACAGUGAUACUGAGUGUGACGGACCAGGCGACGCCGCCAUCGGCACGACGGAGUGCUAAUGCGACCUUGGUAGUGCGCGUUCUGGAUGACAACGACAAUUAUCCACAGUUCACUGAGCGUACAUACUCGGCGGCGGUGCCGGAGGACCUGGACUACACGACGAAUCCAGUAGUGGCGCGCAUCCGGGCGGCGGAUGCGGAUGCGGGUGCAAACGCAGCUGUACGCUAUGCCAUCAUCGGCGGCAACACGCAGAACACGUUCUCGAUCGAUUCGAUGAGCGGCGACGUCGUCCUGGUGAAGCCACUUGAUUAUGAAUCCACCAGAAGCUACAAGAUUGUCGUGCGCGCCCAGGACGGCGGCUCACCCGCGCGCUCCAACACUACCCAGCUAUUAGUGAUGGUCCGGGAUGUGAACGACAAUGCUCCCAGAUUUUACACCAGCCACUUUCAGGAAUCGGUAUCGGAAAACGUGCCGUUGGGAUACUCGGUGUUGCGAGUGCAGGCAUACGAUGCCGAUGAGGGUAACAAUGCGCUCAUCCGGUAUACCAUAGGCGCCCGCGAUUUCAGCGGCGCCUCCACGGAGAACUUUCCCAUUACCGUGAACACGGAGACUGGUUGGAUCUACACGACGAAGCAGCUGGACCGCGAAUUGUGUUCCAGAUAUCAAUUCACCGUAAUCGCGGCGGACUCCGGCGAAGAAUCAAAAUCCGCAAGUGCAACGGUGAUCCUCAUGGUGACCGACGUGAACGAUAACGAUCCGUACUUCGAGCCAAAGAAUUACGAAGCCGUAGUAUCUGAAGACGAUCCUCCUGGCACGCCAGUCGCUUCAGUGACCGCCACUGAUCCCGACGAAGACGCCAGGAUCCACUAUGAGAUCACGGGCGGCAACACACGUGGACGCUUUUCGAUCGCGUCGCAAAACGGUCAUGGACUCAUCACCGUCGCCCAGCCGCUCGAUUACAAACAGGAAAAGCGAUUUGUGUUGACGGUUACGGCGUCGGACAGCGGUGGUCGCACUGAUACAGCCCUCGUCUACGUCAACGUGUCGGAUGCCAACAAUUUUUCGCCCGUGUUUGAGAACGCGCCGUACUCGGUCUCGGUGUUCGAGGACGCGCCGGUUGGCGUGACCGUGCUGGUGGUGAGCGCGACCGAUUCCGACGUCGGCAAGAACGCCCAGAUUACUUAUAGCCUGGCGACCGAUAAUGGCGAAGAGGCAAUCACCGAGUUCACCAUCAAUCCACAGACCGGAGCGAUCACCACGACCAAAACGCUCGAUCGCGAGUUGGUGCCGUCGUACUUGCUGACAGUAACCGCACGAGAUGGCGGGGUGCCGCCGCUGUCGGAUACUACCGACGUGGAGAUCUCCGUUACGGAUGUGAACGACAAUGCGCCGGUCUUUGAGGCACCGCAGUACCAAGGUUCAAUUCCGGAGGAUGUUCUGGUGGGCACUAGCGUGCUGCGAGUUGCGGCCACUGAUGCGGAUACUGAUCUCAACGGCCGGGUAAGGUAUGCUCUGGAAGAUGAUGGCGACGGAGCUUUCGCAAUCGAUCCCACUACAGGCAUCGUCAGGACCGCAAAACCGUUGGACCGCGAGUCCGUGGCGCGUUACGCUCUGAAGGCGGUCGCUAUAGAUCGCGGGUCGCCUGCCCUUUCAUCCGUCGUGUCCGUCACCAUCAAAAUCGAGGACAUCAACGACUCGCCGCCCGCUUUCGAGAAUGACAAGAUAGUUCUGUACAUCGCCGAGAACUCUCCAAUCGGCUCGACCGUCGGCGAGAUUUAUGCCCAUGACCCGGACGAGGGCCCGAACGCGGUUGUGCAAUAUAGCAUUAUUGGUGGCGAAGAUUCUAACAGUUUCUCCCUUAAUAUCCGUCAGGGUGCGGACCGCGCGGAGUUGAUCACGCUUGAGGAGCUCGACUAUGAGUCGCCCAAAAAGAAAUUCGAAUUGGUGGUGCGCGCAGCAUCGCCACCGCUGCGUUCGGACGCGUUGGUGCAGAUUCUGGUAACUGACGUGAACGACAACGCGCCGGUGCUCAAGGACUUCCAGAUCGUCUUUAACAACUUCAAAGACUUCUUCCCAACUGCGCCAAUCGGACGAAUACCAGCAACCGACGCCGAUGUGACGGACAAUCUCGUAUACAGCAUUCUCGCCGGCAACAAUGCGAAUCUGAUCGAUCUUAACAGGACCACUGGUGAGAUUCGGCUUUCGCCGCAACUCAACACCAACGUGCCACGGGUAGCAACUAUGGAAGUUGCUGUGACAGACGGAAUCAAUGAGGCGAAGGCUACGAUGACGCUGUCCGUGCGUCUGAUCACCGACGAAAUGCUGCUGAACUCAAUUACCGUGAGACUGGACGACAUGACGGUGGAGGCUUUCCUCAGCCCUCUUCUGGGAUAUUUCCUAGACGGCCUGGCGGCGAUCAUCCCGUGCCCGCGCGAGAAUAUUUUCCUUUUCAGCAUUCAAGAGGAUGCCAAUGUACACGCCAAGAUCUUGAACGUGAGCUUCUCGGCGCGACGAGUUGAACCCGGCACGGUCGACGAGUUCUAUAGCCCGCAGUUCCUCCAGGAGCGCGUCUACUUAAAUCGAGGUAUCCUCGCAAGGCUUGCGACGGUCACCGUUCUGCCGUUCGACGACAAUCUCUGCGUCCGCGAGCCUUGCCUCAACUACGAAGAGUGCUUAACGGUGUUGAAGUUCGGCAACGCGUCUGGCUUCGCCAGCAGCGAUACCGUGCUCUUUCGACCGAUCUAUCCGGUAACCACAUUUGCGUGCAGGUGCGCGCGUGGCUUUACCGGCAGCCGUGAGGCUUACAUGUGCGACACUGAAGUGAACUUAUGUUACUCGAAUCCGUGCGUGAACGGUGGCACCUGUCACAGACGGGAAAGCGGCUACUCGUGCACUUGCCGACCAGGAUUUACCAGCGAGAACUGCGAAAUCUCGAUGGAACGCAGCGUCUGUCAGCCUGACGUGUGCAAGAGCGGCUCCCAAUGCACCAUGAAGAACACCGGCGGUUUCACCUGCGAGGGUUGCCCCGUAUCCGCACCAGAAAGCGUGACACCACUCUGUGAGCUGCGGGCGCGCAGUUUCGGCCCAGCGACUUUUCUGACUUUCGCUUCAUUACGGCAACGCCACCGGCUGCAUCUGAGGCUGAGGUUCGCCACAGAGCUGGCUGAUGGUCUGUUGCUCUAUAACGGCAGGUACAACGAGCGCCACGAUUUCGUCGCCCUGGAGAUCGUGGACUCGCGGGUACAAUUCAGUUUUUCCCUCGGCGAUGAGGUGACUAGGGCGACAGCGAGCAUCCCAGGAGGUGUUUCCGAUGGCCGUUGGCACGAGGUGGAGGUGUCAUAUAUCAACAGAACAGUAACGGUGUCUUUAGAUGACUGCGACGUCGCGCUUGCUCUUGAGCACGGAGACAGACUAGGACUGAAAUGGGCCUGCGCUGGUAGGAACGAAAGGAUACUCGAGGAACGCUGCGGUCUCGUCACCGAGACUUGUCAUAGGUUCUUAGACCUGACAGGACCGUUACAACUGGGUGGACUACCAGCGAUCCCGUCUAGUUUCCAAAUCCGGAAUAAGGACUACGUCGGUUGCAUCAGUGAUCUGUACAUCGAUCAUGUUUUUGUGGAUCUAAACUCUUACGUUGCCGACAAUGGAACCAAUGCCGGUUGUCCCGAGAAGAUCGCCUUCUGCGCCUCGUCUCCUUGCAGGAACAACGGCAAAUGUCGCGAAAUCUGGUCGGGUUUCGUAUGUGAGUGCGAGGACGAUUUUGCGGGACCCACGUGUACCGAAGAAGUCGGUAAGCCUUGGAGUUUCCAUGGUGACGGUAUGCUUAGCUUCAAUCCACUACUGAGGCCCAUUCAGCUACCUUGGCUAACCGCUCUGAGCUUGCGGACGUGGGCACGACAGGCAUUCGUCAUGAGCGUGCAGAUCGGCCAGAAUAGUUCAGCCCUGCUGGAGAUGCGUGACGGCAAACUCGUAGCCUCACUGGACGGCGUUGAUGUAAUUCGCACUGUCGGUACUAUUGCCGACGGCGAGUGGCAUCGAUUGGAGAUCAUCUGGCAGAGUGGUCAUGUAUCUUUGGACGUAGAUUAUCGCGAUCGCCCCAUCACCUUCCCAUUGCCCGCGAAACUGCAGGGUCUAUACGUUGGCAAGAUCCUCGUGGGCGGCCCGGACCAGGCUACUAAUUCCGAUCUGCCCUUCUUUGAUGGCUGUCUGCAAGAUGUACGAAUUGGUACCAAUCAGAGUGUACUUCAGCGACCAACCGUGCAAGAAAAUGUCGGUGCCGGCUGUCCAACCGAGUCCGAGUGCAACCUCGACUGUCCAGAAGCGUCAGAUUGCAUCACCCGGUGGCGGUCAAGCGAAUGCAAGUGUGCUCCUGGUCGCGUCGGUCGUAAUUGCGAACGCGUUUGCGAUCUGGAGCCGUGCAACGGCACUGGCACUUGUGUUGAGGACGCAGCGGAUGCGAGACGUGGCUACCGCUGCGAAUGCAAUUCACCAGAAUACUCAGGAGACUACUGUGAAGUGAAAGCUGAUCAGCCGUGCCCGGCAACUUGGUGGGGCACACCAGUCUGCGGGCCCUGUCAUUGCGAUGAAUCGAAGGGCUACGAUCCGGCCUGCAACAAAACCACCGGCGAGUGCUACUGCAAGGAGAAUCACUACCAGCCAACCGGACGCAAAGAAUGCAUACCAUGCGAGUGCUAUGCCACCGGGAGUUUCGGACCGCGCUGUGACAGCGAGACCGGUCAAUGCCGAUGUCGAACUGGUGUGAUUGGUCGAUCGUGUACUGACUGCCCGAAUCCUUACGCUGAAGUAACUUUGAGAGGCUGCGAGGUGGUUUAUGACGGUUGUCCCAGAUCGUACUCCGAUGGUCUAUGGUGGCCCAGGACACUUUUCGGUAUGACAGCCAUCGAAAACUGUCCUCAUCCUGCCGAGGGCAAGGCUUCGCGAUCGUGUGACGACAAAUUAGGCGGCUGGCAGCCACCUAAUCUCUUCAACUGCACCUCUGAAGCGUUCAUCGAUCAACGAUAUCAGCUAGCUGCACUAGAGGCUAAAGAGCUCACGUUAAAUACCUAUGUGGCUGUAAAAAUGGCGAAGGACGUUCACAAGGCGGUGAAUAUCACCAGGGAGAUGUAUGGCGCGGAUCUUCUUGUGGCGGAAUCCUUAUUAGUAGCAUUACUGCGUUACGAAGAGAGCUUGGUCGGCUUGAAUUUGACGCACAGCCAGGACAAGGACUAUGUUUCUCACUUGGUCGGCAUAGCUGGACGAAUUCUGAGAUCUAAAUUCAAAGGAAAAUGGGAUAAAAUAGAGGAACUUAAUGGAGACAAUCCUGAUAAGAUUCUGGACGCUAUGGCGAGCUAUUUGAAAACUCUAACGGCAUCUCAACAUGAUACAUUCACUAAUCCCUUUGAAGUAGUCGAUAAUAAUGUCGUGCUGGGUCUUGACGUCGUAACAUCGGAGAGCCUCUUCGGCUACGAGGCCACCGAGUACAAAGAGGAUCCCACCUUAUCAACGGCGAGGCCUUCGGAAGCUGAUCGAAAGGUCGUCAUACCCGACACUUCCGCUUUCUUCAGCUCUACGACACAUUUCGGCCCAUCCAUUAGCUUCCCGAAAUACAAUAACUACAUGGCUGAUCCCAGCAGAUUCGAUUCGCAUUCGAAAAUUCAGGUGCCACUCAGUACGUUAGGCAUCAAACCUCUCAUGCAAGGUGAACUGAACGUCAAGAACAGCCUGAAUAAUCAGAAAGCCGUGCUGAGUUACGUGCAAUACAAAGAACUCGGUGCUCUGUUACCGCAAAGAUUCGAUGAUUCGGUGGCAGUUAGAUGGGGCGUAGAAGUAGCGGUCGGUUCGCCCGUCAUUACUGUCUCCGUUUUGGUACCUUCGGACAACGGUUACGAGUCUUUGACAGGAAUACCUUUGCAGUCCCCGAUCCAAGUUAGACUUUGGCUCACUGAGAACGACGACUUCAAGACCAGAACGAACCCACAAUGCGUACACUGGAGCACCGCAAGAGGAGUCGGCGAAUGGAGUCGAAUGGGCUGCACUACGGAGAUCGAGGACAACUCCUUGUCGUUCGGCACCAUCGUCAACUGCUCGUGCAUGCAACUGUCCACUUUCGCCAUACUUACGGACGUUCUCGACCUGGAAUACGUGCCGGAACCAUCUUUGCUGGAGGACGUGACCAGCUACAGCGCAUUCAUGCUCGCCCUGCCAUUACUACUCGCCGCUCUCCUAAUUUUGGCGUUGAUUCGUGGCGGUGGCACCAAUUCCAACAGCAUCCACAAGAAUCUGGUGUUGUGCGUCCUCGUGGCGGAAACUCUGUAUCUGAUCGCGCUCAAAGCUAGAAAUCCCCUGAUCUCGAACGAGUUCCCGUGUAAGCUGACGGCGAUAGGACUGCAUUAUGCGUGGCUCAGCACCUUCGCCUGGACUCUCGUGGACUCCGUUCAUCUCUAUCGUAUGUUGACGGAGAUGAGGGACGUGAAUCACGGCCAGAUGAGAUUCUAUUACACCAUGGGCUACGGUCUACCGGCCGUCAUCGUAGGACUCACCAUCGGUGUCAGGGCCGAUCAAUACGGAAACUUUUACUUUUGCUGGCUGUCUAUUUACGAGACGGUGAUCUGGUCGCUGAUUGGGCCCGUCUGUGCUGCUGUAUUGAUAAACUUCUGCAUUCUCGGGAUGUGCAUCCGCGCGGCCUUUACCUUGAAAGAGCACAUCAUGGGUUUCGGCAACUUGCGAACGCUUCUGUGGUUGUCCGUGGCCUCGUUGCCCUUGCUGGGAUCAACGUGGACCUUGGCGGUUCUCAACGCGUCCGAGAACUCGUCAAUGCUGUCGUAUUUAUUGAGUGUUGCCAUCGUGGUCCAUGCGGCAUUCAGCCUGAUCGGCUACUGUUUCAUCAACGGCCGAGUGCGGAGGAACUUGUAUCAGAGCCUGUUAAGGUGCCUCGGCAAGAAGACACCAUUGCUGGAAGGUAGCACGGGCAACGGAAGCAGCAGCCAAAACGUAAAUAGUCAUUCACGCUCAGCGUUGGCUUACUCUUCAACCUACAGCGGAGCCGAGUCCGUGUGUAGAAGAGUUCACGUCGGUGUCUCCACAAGUAGCACAACCUCGAGAAGUACAAAUAAAACGGGUUCAAGCCCUUAUCGCAGCGACACGCACUUGAGACACACGUCGACGUCCACCAGCAACUAUAACAGCGAUCGAGAUCCAUAUCUGUCAUCCAGAAGCCACCGAACAACGCUACACCCUCGACCAGCAGAACCUACAGAGGCGAGAGGACAACGUAGAGAAUCGGAAUCGGACACGGAUGGUUCACAAGCCGAGGGUGGUGGCAGAAGUCUGGAUCUUGCAAGUUCACACAGCUCCGACGAGGAUGAUGUCACGUCGAGAUCUCACAGGAACAUGGGAGUAUCCACGCAGCAGCACGUAACUCACAGUUAUCUACCCAAUAUCCACACCAAUCCCGCCGAACACUUGAACAUACUUUGCUCGAAUACCGAGUUGUUUCCUAACAUCAAACCCAUCUAUGCGCCUCGAUGGAGCUCUCAGCUACCGGAAGCAUAUUUAUCAUCAAAUGUGAUGGACGCACGGGGCAGUCAGUGGUCCGGCGGCACCAUGUCAGACAACGAAAUGGCCUCGAACAAGACAUCCAGUCCGAAUCCACUACCGUAUCCGGAGAUGAGCUCGCCACAGAAGAGUCAGCUGGACGAGAACUACUCCGAAGGCGAAGAGAAGGUCCAUCACUUGGGCGAGAAGUACCUGUUCCCGUACACGGCUGAGGAAGACCAUACAGUGUCGCCCACCCCGUACAUGCUGUCCAUGUCGUCGCGCAUCCUAGCAUCCAGUAUGAGCCAUCACUCGCAGAACUCGAAUCACGAGAAUCUGAGUGGUUCCGAGCAGCGUUACGGUAGCUUGAAGCGCGGCCAGAGCAUACACGGUUCGCAGCAUGACAACCUUAGCGGCUCCGAGAGGUGUGGCAGCCUAAAGCGCGGCAAGAUGGGUACUCCGACAGUGCUGGAGGACACCCCCGAAUAUAUCCUGCCGAUGAGCGGCAGGAUACUGUCGAGCUCGUUGACUCAUGACUUGCAACACAGCAACGAGUUAGCGGCGCUCAGGCAGCAGCAGCAGCAACAACAGCAGCAGCAGCAGUAUGAGCAAACCAUCGCCGAGACUGACGAGGAGGAAGGAUACUAACGCGGAAACGUCCGUCUGACGAGGCCCGUGCCACAAAACGAGAGAGCAACGUACAAAGUAAUUUAGCUUACGUCUAGUUUAAGUGUCCAACGCGCAAUAAAGACUCGUACGAUCGUCGAUAUAUAUAUUUUAAAAAGCGGCCAUGACUGCGUACUUACAUACUUAGCCAUAUUAAUUAGCAUGUAUGUGUGAGUGCCUGUUCAUAUAUCGCAUAUGUACGGUCCGUCGGAGCGAUCCUGCGAAAUAAACGUCACGCUGAAGUAUCUUCCGACGAUCUAAUAGUGUAAACGACACGAUCGCUAAGAGAGUGAUAACUACUUAUUUAAUGGAUAUCAUUAAGAAUCGACGAUUAUCGCUUACAUCGUCGGAAAAUAUGGCGGUUACGUUUGUCCAGUAUCAUAAUUUAAGGAUUCAGUGCGCAUCAAAAAAAGAUAAAUAAUUUAUCAUAAAAUUAUCUUAUAAAUUUGUAUAUUUCUGAUUUGUAUAUUUUUAUAUCGUGAUUAGAGAAGUUUUAUUUUUCAGAUAUAACUCGCGGAUUCACGUUGCGCACUGAACCGUUCAAUUAUUCGACCCGACAUAAAAUACCUGCGCUUAUUGUUACUUUGACUCGGGAGCGUCGCGGCUCUGACUUGCGAAUCUCCGAUCUUCCGCGGUUGACUGUUGCCGCUAAUCGGCAACAGCGUCCGGAAGAGCACGGAGAACGAGAAUGAUCUCUGAUUCAUUAUCGCGUACUCAUCAGUCUCGUUUCAUCAUCGUAUCAUAAGUUUUCUCUCUCUCUCUCUAUCCUUAAGUUCAGUAUUGUGCAAUGUAUGCAUUCCACUGCGUCUUUCCUACUUGUGUAUGUAUAAUUUUAGGUUCCAUUUACGUUCAUUUACGUUCGCGGUUUUUUUUUAUAAAAUUUUACAAUCUCUCUCUUUAUUUUACAUGCCAUGAAGAAGAAAAAGAAGAAUAGGAAGAGCUAGCAUAAGUCGAAGCGUACAAUCGUGCGACGCGGUCUUUUCAUACUUUUGUAUAUAUAUCUCACACGAAGACAAAGAGAAAUAAGAAAUGUGCAUAAUUUAUAUACCCU